CUUGCCUAUAUCUGGCCCUUGAGGCAUUAUUCUUGCCACUUUCACCAACCAUAUCCUUCCACUAACAACAAUAAUGGGGUACUACUCCUGCUAUUGAAUCCAACAAUGGGGCACCAGGGGCAGACUGACCAUUGGGGAACUCGGGCACUGCCCGAGGGCCCGGGGUCAGUAGGGGGCCCCAUGAGAUGCUUUUUUGGGUGUGGUUUGAGUGUGGGAGAGGACACAGGGACCCCAUGAUCCCCUAUUGCCCAGGGGCCCCAUGA
Staurois parvus is the source of this 263-nucleotide messenger RNA. The record is from the annotation of a GenBank genome assembly. NCBI's taxonomy places the organism in Eukaryota, Metazoa, Chordata, Amphibia, Anura, Ranidae.